GAGUAGUGACACCAUACAAACAAUGCUGGAAAGUUUUACUCCAGUGUCCUUCCAAAUUCGGAUGCUUAUACGUGCCAGUUUCGAAAAGCUUACCAAAACAGAGUCUCCAGUAUUAUUAUUGUUAUUAUUAUUACUGUGUGAGGUGGGAGAGAGCGGACUGAGAGCACAAGGAAAUGCGAGAGCCUUGGGGUAAUGGACGAAAAGGAAAAUCCUGGCAUCGCAUUGAUUGAGAGAAGCGACAGAGGAAAAUUUUCAGAACAUUCUGCGAAACGAGUUGAAUGGUUUUACAUCGCUAUCCAAAAGAUAUUGUGCUGAGCGAAUGGACCAUUAGUUUUAUAAUUGAAUUUGCUUAUUCGACGACUAGUGAAACAGAAACAAAAAAGUGCAGUUUUCCUUGUCACAAUAUUUGAUAAGUUUUUAUGGAAUAGUUUGCGGGUUCAUAAAAUAGGCGGAUGGAAAAGUGCGCAUGGAAUGCGAUUACGUGAAGUGAAAUAACUGGGACGUCUAUCGUGGGAAAGGAUAUUUCGACCCACGAAAAAAGAUAAAUCUGAAGUGACUCGCAGUUCCCUAUACACGGGAAAGCCGCAUCCGUAUCCAGAAUAUGGUGUUUUAUGGCAUGUUCCCGAUUCGAGCUGAUAUAGUUCUAUUAUUUGUAUAAUAAAGAGUAGCUCUCUCAGCAUCGCACCGAGCAGAACGUGUGUAUUCAUAAAUAGGCUUGAUUAAAUCGAUGUUUGGGCAAUUUAUGAAUAUUAAUUGGUCUCCCAAUCAAAGAAGUGGUGUCGCUACACCUCUCACCCCAGAAUUAGUCUACCGAAGUCUGUGUGAAGUAAUAUUUGUCAUCGUAAUAGCAGUAGUGAAAAACAGCAUCCCUUUGAUGUUGAUUAUCCAACAAAAACCGGUUUUGAUAACAAAGCAGGCAUAGAUUGUGUGAAAACAUGAAAAGUUUCGUGAAAAUUGGAUAGUUGGCAAUUUUUCAACCUAAAAAUGACAGUGAAAAAAGAAUGAGAAGUGAGACCGUCUAAUCCAUAACCAUUGGGUCUGCUUCCGCUCCCGGCUGUGCUUCCAUCCAAAAUAAAUGCGAUAUCGCGUUGGAUUGUUGCCAAAUACGGAAAAUAUCGACGCGCAAACAAAGUGCUGCAGAGAAGCAGGAAAUUGAUGAACCAUAAGUGCAAGCGGAAGCUUACGAAAAACAACGGAACUGCAGAGAAAAUUUAAUAGUAAUCGUUCGUUGCGCCAAAUGACGUCACCGAAGAAUUACACAACCAUCGUUACUAGCUCGUCCGGUGGAUGCACCAACCAGAUCCCGUCCGCCCUCACGGUUUCGAACCGCAUUCUACGGUCACCUUCGCACGAAAGUUUCUCCACGGAUUUGUCCUUGAUUUCAAUUUCCGUCUCAUCGAUGGCAUCGGAAGCGACCAGUGUGCUAAACCGAUCCAGCUGCAGUCUCCUCACGAAAACUAUGGAGGACAAACUGGGAAACCUGUUGCUGAAGGACUCUAAGAGAAAUCGGUCUUCCACAUUGACCGAGAAAUGGAGCGAAAGCAACGAUCUCAUCCGAAACUGUGCCACCCUUUCGGCCGCACUGGGCAUUCACAAGAGCUUCAGUACGACCGACAUUUAUCAGUUGCCGUCCGAUCAGCACAAUCUAGGCGGAAGACUUUCAACAUCCGAGCUGUCACUGACACCAUUCCAGAAAGCUGGUUACCUGUUUGAUCAUCCCCGCUUGGAUCACACGUCUCGCUCGUACUCAACCUGGGUAGCGGUCGGUGAGCUAGCGUCCACAUCCCAGCUGCCUUCACCCCAUGGGGGACAAUCCUCCAACCAAGUUCCAACUAUUUGCAACGUUACCCCAACGCCAAGCUUCACUGUAUCCGAUUUGAUCAGUUCGGUGAAUAAGAAAAUUCGUCAGAAUUACAUCCGCCGGCGAUUGUACACUACGUAUCGUGCAAUUGAGAGGCUCUCUCAGAGUGAGUUCAACCUGGAUCGGCUAGAGGCGGCUGCUUUUGCUGCCAAUAAUUUCAACAACCCAGGGCCGACCGAGCUUGUGGUCCCGACAACCCACGCUUCCGCGUCGCCUAUCGGGGGAAAAUCUGCGAACAACGAUUCCAGUCCCGUUGCAACAGGCUCGGUUAGCCCAUCGGUCCCGGUCGCUACGGUUCACAGUAAGAAAUCCAUCAGUAAGUCAAACGCCAAAAAGAAUCUAACGUUCCUGGAUAUUGAAAGUGAGCGAGGAAAACCCUUGUCCAAGUACGAACGGCAUAUGCUAAUCUUCAACUGGCUACACACCAUCGACGACUCGCCGAUGCAAAUCGACAAUUGAUUAGGCCAGAAUGAGGAUGGAGACAGUGAAGUCUGCGAUGGUGCCACCAAGCAUGCUGGGUAUGUUCCGAAAGUAACACGAAAUGUGAGCGGAAUCUGUGAGAUCGUACACUACGAGGCAGACGAGUUGAUACAUGAAUGAGGAUCUGGUGUUGAAGGGACGAAACUAAACUACUGAAUGGUUAUAAAUUCUCAAUGUUUACUCUCUGCUGUUACUGUGCUAUUGAAACGAAUAACCUAUCCGGAACGCAUUAAAUAGGAUUAAAGAUCAGAUGUAACAAGAGUAGAUAACAAAUAAACAUAAACGUGAGUAAAUUGAAAGCUUCCGACCUUUCGCAGCUUAUUGAAUCAACCGGAAUGCAGACAAUUUUUACUGAUUUCGUAGGCUAGAUAUGAAACAUAAAAUAUUAGAAUAAAAAUAUGGUAAUAUGCCAUUGUAGACCAUACCCUGUGGAUGUCCCAAUCGAUUUGUACAUCAAUACAGAAUGUUUUUUGUUGUUUGUUUGUCCUUAUCCAGAUCCAAGACAAAACAGUUACCAUUUAUCUGGUGAAAUUAUAGUUCACUUGCGGAUAUUCUAUCGUGUGAUGUACAGAGUACAUUUUAGUAGAAUAUGUUAAUUCAUGUUCUAUGUUAACAUAUCCACCAAUAAGUGUCCAUGUUUCGAAAAAUGUGGGAUGUAUCUUCAACGGCAAUAUCCUUCAAUUUGUUACUAGAAUUGAAAUGGUGUCUUAGUACCCUCACGAAUACCUCGCUUUGGAUUCGAUAUUCGUACAAAUUGAUUCUUCAUGUCAAACCGAAAGUCCAUUCAGUUGUUCGGCACUGUGAUGCGGUCCAUGCUUCAUUUGUUCAUUUUUUUCCGUUUGUUGAUUCAUUGAUCGGUCUAUAAAUUUGUUAUAUUUCCGCUUUAUGUUUAACAUAUGUGUUUUGAUUGCUCUAGUUUAGCUAUACUCAUGAAGAAAAGUUGAAAAAUGAGUCCAAGAAGGUAAAACUAUUUUUGACAAACUUUAUGGAACAUCGAAUUUUUAUAAUUUUUAUAAAUCCUGAUGUGAUUUAAAACAAAAAAAAGGAUUAUUAUCAAUUGCCUUCCAAUUGCCAGGCAUUCUCGAGAUAUUAAAAAAAUAUUUAGGAUUUAUUGUCAUUUUUAUUGUAAAUAGGCUCUUUUAAUAUGUUUGUCGUGUUAUAACAUCAUUCUGUUUGCGAUCAUUUAAUGAUGUUUGUGAGGAGUUCGAUUUUUCUUUGUCCAAAAAUAUGUUUAGUGUUAAAAUAAGGAGUUUAAAUUAAUUUAUUCUUAAGUAAACAAUCUGUACGACGUUGUCGAAGAUGGUGAACAAAUAAGUAAAUAAAUAAAUAAAUAAAUAAA
Toxorhynchites rutilus septentrionalis is the source of this 3680-nucleotide messenger RNA. RefSeq lists its product as uncharacterized. The coding region runs from base 1238 to 2320 and encodes 360 amino acids. NCBI's taxonomy places the organism in Eukaryota, Metazoa, Arthropoda, Insecta, Diptera, Culicidae. The record is from RefSeq and is a predicted model, not a curated record. The transcript has 3 exons.